CACAAGGAUUCAGACAGCAUCACGGAAGCAUCGAAUACUCGGGCUCGUGUUGGUGAAUGUUGGCACGGCGAGUGCUUAAAGUCACGUGUCAUCUCGGCGCGUAGUUAGAUAUUAAACGAGCGAGGGUGGGCAUAUUGGUUAGUGUCCGAAGAGACGUAAGAAAGGAAGUAAGAAAAUUUGAUUCCUGCCUGAUACCUAUAAAAUUGCUCCGAACAAAAUGUUGCAGUGCUUAAUGCGCUAUACUGGUAGAUCGGGGAUUCGCCCACUAAGUAACAGUGCCAUUGUCUUCGAUUCAAAGCAACCGGUCACAGAGUCUUCUGGGCAGGCUACAGCAGGUUCUACAAGCUCAGGCUCAUAUGGAACACUCAUGCAUAAGUGUACAAACUUUGACAAAAGAGUUUUAUCGUGGAUGAAUCGUUAUCCCAGUUUUGCAGAGGUCCCAGAUAAAGUGACGAUAGAAUGUAUAACACAGGCACGAUCCAAGUUCCGCAUCCGAUUAUGUAACUAUAUGAUUGUGGCCAGUGUUAUUGGUUGCAUAGCAGCUAUAUAUACUGGAAAAUUUAAAGGAGCACGAGGAGAAAAUUUAACACAGUAUAAUUUAGAUUGGCACGAAAAAAUUAAUCGAGAAUAUCAGAGUAGUGUACUAAAGGAUGCAGCAUCCAAGGAAGCAUCGGCAGAGAAAGGAAAGUCCUAAAUCAUUUAGUUUCGCUAAGAAUUCCAUAAUAUAUAUCAUGGAAUGUAUAUGUAUGUAGAGACUUAAUAACUUAAGGUUUUGAAAUUAAUAUAGAACGAUGUUCCCUAAGCAUGUCUAAAAUGUGAGCAAUAUGGUUGUAAUUAUUGGUGGCUCGAGUCCCCAAUUACAUUUGAUACUCUUAAACAGACAAUAAUUUUAACUUAUAAGCACUAUAUAUUAAACAAUGUUUUAUUAUUAAACUGUGCGUAUAAUAACAGUAUCUUAUUCCUCCUUGGUAAUACAAAACGCAAAGAACAAUCUCUACAAUUUGUAAUGAAUUAUUACUAGCAUGUACAAUAUACAAUUUGAUUCCUGGUUGCUUAGUGCAACUGUAUUGUUGUUAGCACUAGUGGUAUGUAUAAGAAUAUAUUAAAAAACCACGUGAUAUCGAUGACUAGAUUUAAUUUGAAAAUAUUGUUAAACGACCAUGUUGCCUAUAAAAAUAAAAGGUGUUUUAAAAUA
This is a messenger RNA of Orussus abietinus, 1195 nucleotides long. RefSeq names its product UPF0389 protein CG9231. NCBI's taxonomy places the organism in Eukaryota, Metazoa, Arthropoda, Insecta, Hymenoptera, Orussidae. The transcript is spliced from 4 exons. The coding region runs from base 218 to 694 and encodes 158 amino acids. The record is from RefSeq and is a predicted model, not a curated record.